AUGGGUGCCGGUGGAAGAAUGUCCGCACCCCCUACCCGUAAGAACGCUGAAACCGACGACCUCAAGCGAGUGCCAUUCUCAAAACCUCCAUUCAGUGUCGGCCAGAUCAAGAAAGCCAUCCCACCUCAUUGCUUUCAGCGCUCUGUUAUCCGCUCCUUCUCCUAUGUCUUUUAUGACCUUACCAUUGCCUUUCUCCUGUACUACAUUGCUUCCAAUUACAUCCAGCCUCUCUCUCAACCUCUCUCUUUCUUGGCGUGGCCAGUUUACUGGUUCGUUCAGGGCUGUGUCCUGACUGGUGUUUGGGUGAUAGCGCAUGAGUGUGGUCACCAUGCUUUUAGUGAUUAUCAAUGGCUGGAUGACACAGUUGGUCUAAUCCUUCACUCUGCCCUCCUUGUGCCUUAUUUUUCUUGGAAGUAUAGCCAUCGCCGUCACCACUCUAACACAGGUUCCAUCGAGCGAGAUGAGGUAUUUGUCCCCAAGCAGAAGUCUGCUAUUGGAUGGUACUCCAAAUAUCUAAACAACCCACCGGGCAGGUUCCUUACACUCACCAUCCAACUCACUCUAGGCUGGCCUCUGUAUCUGGCUUUCAAUGUUUCAGGGAGGCACUAUGAAGGCUUUGCCUGCCACUACCAUCCAUAUGGCCCCAUCUUCUCUGAUCGUGAACGAUUGCAGAUUUUCCUUUCUGACGCCGGUGUUCUUGCAGUUGUAUAUGGGCUAUACCGUCUUGCUGUGGCAAAAGGGCUUGCUUGGGUUGUAUGCUAUUAUGGAGGACCUUUGAUGGUGGUGAAUGGAUUUUUGGUGCUGAUCACGUACUUGCAGCACACACACCCUUCAUUGCCACACUACGAUUCCUCCGAAUGGGACUGGUUGAGAGGAGCUUUGGCAACAGUUGACAGAGAUUACGGCAUCCUGAACAAGGUUUUCCACAACAUCACAGACACUCAUGUUGCUCACCAUUUGUUCUCAACCAUGCCACAUUACCAUGCAAUGGAGGCCACCAAAGCUAUCAAGCCGAUUUUGGGCGAUUACUAUCAGUUGGACAGGACGCCGGUUUUCAAGGCAAUGUUCAGGGAGGCGAAGGAGUGUAUUUAUAUUCAGCGAGAUGAGGGUGACCAGAAAGGUGUCUUCUGGUACAAUAAUAAGUUAUGA
Molecule: messenger RNA, 1149 nt
Organism: Prunus armeniaca (apricot)
Lineage: Eukaryota; Viridiplantae; Streptophyta; Magnoliopsida; Rosales; Rosaceae
Source: the annotation of a GenBank genome assembly